This is a messenger RNA of Papaver somniferum (opium poppy), 1029 nucleotides long. RefSeq lists its product as uncharacterized. The record is from RefSeq and is a predicted model, not a curated record. The transcript has 4 exons. Lineage: Eukaryota; Viridiplantae; Streptophyta; Magnoliopsida; Ranunculales; Papaveraceae. Bases 1 to 1029 code for a protein of 342 amino acids.
AUGGUUAUUGCAAAAUUUACAUUUUGCGAUCUGAGCGUCUCGCAUCCUGUUUCGGAAUCAACUAUUGUCAGUGAGAUGAUAAGUGUGGUCAAACAAAAUUUCCCUUAUGUUUAUGAAGACCUCAUACUGUUUGGUUACACUGUAGAUGGGAUGUCAGAUGUCAUUAAUCACGAUUCGAAUAUGAGGUUUUUCAUUCAUAACUGCAGCACGAAAUGGAUUGACGUGUUGAAGUUUAACAUCCAGUUAAGGGGCAUUAUCCGUGAAGAUCGUCCACCAACCAUCAUAUCAGAUUGUGGAAUUGGCCUUUUGAAGCAUGUCCCUGAGAUCUUCCCAAAUGCUCACCAUUUGUACUAUUUGUACCAUAUGAAAGGAAAUAUUCCUGUUCCAAAGGGCAAGAGUAGGCAAAAUGCAUUGAAGUUAUUUGAAGAGUGCUACACUGCAUUAAUAAGGGAGAAAUUUUAUGCUACUGCGAAGACUAUGAGCAAUAUAAAGUUGGAUUCAGUUAUCGAUUGGAUGACCAAGAUGGAUUCCUGUGGGGUUUUCAACGGGCAUCUCUGCGGUAAUCCAACAGAAACUUCCCAGGAGGUCACCGAUCCCAGGAUUUCUCCCGCCCGAGCACGCUUAACUGAAGAGGAGUCAAUUGUGCUGAAAAAGCCUCGGCAUGAUAAGAAGCUUUCAUCACUUGAGCUUAUCGAUGAUAUUCGUGUUAAGGUAAUGGAGAAGAAUUACAAGAGGUUAUUGAAGUCUAGUAAGUGGACUACAAGGCUUACUCCCCGGAUGCAGGAUAGUCUUAACAAGAGGAUAACCGACUAUUGUUUUUACAAAUUUCAAAGAUCAAGUGACAAAGUUUUUGAGAUAAUUUCUGCAACUGGAAAACAUAUUGGGGACUUGGAAGCUAAAACAUACAGAUGCAAUUGGUGGCAGAAACACAACUUUCCUUGCACCCAUUCAACGAAAGCAAUGUUGCAGAUAAGGGAAGAUAAACCGUACAAGUACGACAUCCCUUACUAUAAUACAGAGUACUGUUAG